Molecule: messenger RNA, 948 nt
Organism: Trypanosoma rangeli
Lineage: Eukaryota; Euglenozoa; Kinetoplastea; Trypanosomatida; Trypanosomatidae
Product: mitochondrial carrier protein
Exons: 1
Coding region: 1-948 (315 amino acids)
Biological process (GO): transmembrane transport
Source: RefSeq, a predicted model, not a curated record
AUGUCCUCAUCCAAUGAAAAGAAACAUGCGCCAUGGGUAAAUGCCGUUGCCGGUGGUCUUGGUGGCGCUGCCGCCAAGUCUUUGCUGUCCCCCUUUCAGCGUGUGGUUGUAAUGCAGCAGCUGGGAGAGCACAAGGAGUUCAGCACCUGGCAGUUAGUCCGACACAUUAAGGAGCAGGACGGCUGGAAGGGUUUCUGGAAAGGGAACCUCACUUCUAUGAUCCUCCGCGUGCCGUACUCCGGCAUCCAAUUCGUGUUUUAUAGUCAACUGAAGUUUUUCUUCCAAGACGUCUGUGAACGGUACGUGCGACAACGUCAGGCCCCUGCCGCCGGUGCCCAUCGCCGCAGUGAGACCCUCGAAUUGUUUUUAAUGAAAUGCGGCGCCGGCGGCAUCUCUGCCACCAUUUCAGGGGUUGCGGUGUACCCCGGCGAGGUGGUCCGACUCCGUCUCAUGUCCGGUGAACGGAGAUUUAACGGCAUUUUUAGCACUAUACGGUGCAUCUACAGCGAGACUAACUCGUUGCGUAAUUUUUAUCGUGGACUGGGUGCAUCCCUCAUUCAGCGGGUUCCCGAUCUCUUAGUAAGCUUCGCAACGUACGAAACGAUUAAGUAUCGCUUGAUUGAGAAGGAAUUUCUCAGCUCACACCCCUCGUCUAAAAACAUAGUUGCCACUGUUGUUGGCGGUGGGGCAGCGGCCCUGGCGUCCAUUCUUGUCGCUUUUCCAUUUGAUGUGGCCAAGCGACGCAUCGGCAUGUCAGGACAGGGAAAGAGUAGGGUGGUGUACACGGGGGUGCGGGACUGUCUGCGUCAUGUGUACUCGCAGGAAGGCAUCCGUGGCUGGUACGCAGGGGCGCGUGUUGAGGCGAUACGUUGCGUGCCACAAGUAGUGCUAAUGUGGUUUUUCAUAGAGGGUUGCCAACAGUUUCUAACAGAACAUUGUGCACAGUAG